GUUCCCCCGUCUCAUAAUAAUGAGGCAAAAGAGGUCAACCGAUUACUCGGCAACCAACUGAAUUUCCAACUGAAAUUUCUCCCUCGUUGGGGCUUUAAGCUUUAAAAACAACUCUGCGGACGGGCACACCAGCUAACUUGGACUGCCCUUCCCAGUUUGCAAACCCAAAGAAAGCUUUGACUCCUUUUCACUCGUUUAUAGGCUCGCUCCUGAGGUUUUUGCUUAACAGUUUGGAGCCGAGUUUGGGAUAUGAAGCGACCUAGACACCUCCUGCGGAUCUCUGGACCUGCAGAAGCGAGCACCGCAGCCCGGGGUUGCUUCUCUUCCGGCGGCUCCUAUAAUCCCGGGCUGGGAGUGGGGGAUGACAGGUGCUUAUAUUCCAGUAGAUUACAACUUGAUUGUGUUACACCUUGAAAUUCUUCGAUACAGUUGUGCUUAAAUUUGAUGGUGGGUGUCUGGUGGUUUUCUUAAGCCACUCAUUUUCUGAUUAAUCCUUACAAGUGGAUGAUUUUUGCAACUGGUAUCUUCAAUGUAAUCUUAUCCUUAGAAGCAACCUCACCACGUAAGUGCUCUUACUCCCCGAGCAGGAAGCUGAGGGUUAAGUAAUCUGCCAAGCCUGCAACGCUGCCUAAGGGGAGGAGCCCAGGAAUCGGCCAAGUGCACAGCGCAGGGAUUCUCCAUUUUAUUGAGAGUCAGAUGCCACACACAGGUCCUGGUGACAACCGACCCGGGAGUUGUGCGCGACCCGGGCCUCCCGACUCCCGCGCGCAGCCACCAACAGCAGUCCUCUGUUUUGCCGUGGGCUUCCCAAAGUAUCCCCCACCCCCCAUCCCCCAACCCCACAGAGACCCGGAUAUUCCUCCACGUACAAUGCAAAUUCUAUGGCUGGAAAGCGUGAGCACAGAAGAAAAAGUUGUGGGCUUUUCACCUUGCUUUUCCAGACUCGCUGUGGAAACUCCGCUGCGUCUCCAUAGAAACCCGGCGGCGGUGGCGGCCGUCACCGGGGGCGGGGCUCAGGCGGAGGCCCCUCCCCCUCCCCGGUUUGCAACCCCUCCCAGCCAGGAGAAAUCGCGGUCACCCUUAACCUCUGCGUUCCUCUUCUCGGCUGCCCUCCCUUUCUGUUGUCUUUUCGUGCCCCAAACCACAUCCUGGAGGCCGCCCUCCUGCACGGUUCUCAGCGGGGCCGGUGCACCAGGCGUCCGGGCCCGGGAGCCGUAGCGCUCGGCCUCUCUGUCCCGGGCCCACCCCUCGGCCGCGCUGAUUGGCCGCUCCUGGGCCACCCUCCGUCCCCGGGCAGGCAGGGUCUCAGCCUGCGGAAAGUUUUCUGCGCCGGGAGGAAGUUAGACUUUUGGAGAUUGUGAGAAAGCAGUUCUCGUGGCUGCAGGGUUCUGGGCGACCAUGGAGGAGCCCCCUUUGCGAGAGGAGGAAGAGGAGCAGGGGGAAGAAGAGGAGGAAGAAGGAGACGAGGCUGGGCCCGAGGGGGCUUUGGGCAAGAGCCCCUUCCAGUUGACCGCCGAGGACGUGUAUGAUAUCUCCUAUGUGAUGGGCCGCGAGCUGAUGGCCCUGGGCAGCGACCCCCGGGUGACACAGCUGCAGUUCAAGAUCGUCCGCGUUCUGGAGAUGCUGGAGACGCUGGUGAAUGAGGGCAACCUGACCGUGGAGGAGCUGAGAAUGGAGAGGGACAGCCUCAAGAAGGAGGUGGAGGGACUGCGGACAGAGGGCUCAGCGGCCGGCAGGGAGGUAAACCUGGGACCAGACAAAAUGGUGGUUGACCUGACAGAUCCCAACCGGCCACGCUUCACUCUACAGGAGCUAAGGGAUGUGCUCCAGGAGCGCAACAAACUCAAGUCCCAGCUGCUGCUGGUGCAGGAAGAGCUGCAGUGCUAUAAGAGCGGUCUGAUUCCACCAAGAGAAGGCUCAGGAGGACGAAGAGAAAAAGAUACCCUUGUCACCAGGCCCAGCAAUGCCAGAAGUAACAAGGAGGAGAAGACCAUCAUAAGGAAGUUGUUCUUUUUCCGAUCAGGGAAGUAGACACAGCUCUAAGGCCACGACUAAGGCAGAGGGUCUCGGACUCAACAAGGCAACGCGCCAAGACUCCCAGACACAUCUCUCGGUGCCACAUAUAUGCACCGUCAUCGCUCAUUUGUUUCCCCUGAAAGCCACCAAGGAGGAAGGAGGGGAGGCGCUCUCAUGCUCACUGUCUGCCAGGCUGCAGAACUGGACACCCCUGGGCGCUUGGCCUGGGCAAGGCAGGAGAAGGAAAGCAAAACAAGACCCAAUUCCUGCUCCAUUCCGCCUCGCUGGGGGGGGGGGGGGGCCCCUCCAGUGUGCGCAUGCGCCUUCCACUUGUCUGGUCCCCAGGUGACCCUCGUCUCUACCGUGUGGCAGCAGUAAAAAUGCAUGAGCCCACAGGGAGAGGGGAGGAGGGAACGCAGGAGAAAAUGGUAAUGACAUUCCAGUGAUUUCAUGGAUAUGUAGUGAAUAUUCGAUUUUGCUUCACGUGACUUUACAUGAUUUUGUAUCAAAGUAAAACGACUUUUAUACUUUC
Molecule: messenger RNA, 2548 nt
Organism: Herpailurus yagouaroundi (jaguarundi)
Lineage: Eukaryota; Metazoa; Chordata; Mammalia; Carnivora; Felidae
Gene: RILPL2
Product: Rab interacting lysosomal protein like 2
Exons: 6
Coding region: 1399-2031 (210 amino acids)
Biological process (GO): cilium assembly
Cellular component (GO): cytoplasm; ciliary basal body
Molecular function (GO): protein dimerization activity; small GTPase binding; dynein light intermediate chain binding
Source: RefSeq, a predicted model, not a curated record